Seriola dumerili (greater amberjack) is the source of this 5091-nucleotide messenger RNA. RefSeq names its product solute carrier family 7 member 3 (gene slc7a3a). The coding region runs from base 322 to 2277 and encodes 651 amino acids. Lineage: Eukaryota; Metazoa; Chordata; Actinopteri; Carangiformes; Carangidae. The record is from RefSeq and is a predicted model, not a curated record. Gene Ontology annotation, biological process: transmembrane transport; amino acid transport. The transcript has 12 exons. Gene Ontology annotation, molecular function: amino acid transmembrane transporter activity. Gene Ontology annotation, cellular component: plasma membrane.
GGGAUAUUUCAUCAGCGACGACGGCAACAGCUUUCCUGUCUUUUUGUCUGUCUCCUUUCACUAUUGUCAACAAGAAGACUAUAAAGGUCCUAAUCUGCUGCUACAAAAUACUGUGACCAAAGACCUUCCACUUCCUGUUCUGUCUGCUUGAGUAAACCUAAGUGUGAACACACCUACACCAGUGGAACAAUAAUAAACAAGUACUUGGUUUACUUGGUCUAUUCACACCUGUUCUGAUUAAGCUGUGUCAUUCACACACCCACACUAGAAGGAUUUAAAACACAUAGCCUGCUUCAGCGCCCACACACAGUCACAGCAAAUAUGGCCAGCAGGCUGUCCAACUUUGGCAAAACUCUGCUACGUCGCCGGGCAUUAGACUGCUCUGGUGAAGAGACCAGAUUCGCCCGCUGCCUGUCCACCCUGGACCUAAUUGCCUUGGGGGUGGGCUCCACACUUGGUGCCGGUGUCUACGUUCUCGCUGGCGAGGUCGCCCGAGAGAAGGCAGGACCCGCUAUUGUCCUCUGCUUCCUCAUUGCCGCGCUCUCCUCUAUGUUGGCCGGCCUGUGCUAUGCUGAAUUUGGCGCCCGUGUCCCCAAGACAGGUUCUGCAUACCUUUACAGCUAUGUAACUGUUGGAGAAAUCUGGGCCUUCAUCACAGGAUGGAAUCUCAUCCUCUCCUAUGUGAUAGGUACGGCCAGUGUGGCCAGGGCAUGGAGCUCAACCUUUGACAGCCUGGUUGAACAAAAGAUCUCUGGCUUCUUUAAAGCCUCCAUGGCAAUGAAGGUGCCUGGGGGCGUGCUGGCAGAGUACCCCGACCUAUUUGCCCUCAUCCUGGUCCUCCUGCUCACUGGACUUCUGGCGUUUGGCGUGAGCGAGUCAGCGCUGGUGAAUAAGAUCUUCACAGGCAUCAACCUGGUGGUUCUCGGCUUCGUCAUCAUCUCUGGCUUUGUGAAGGGGGACGCAGCCAACUGGAAUCUGACGGAAGACGACUACAUCGGCUUUAGAAACCGCACCAACAGCAGCAAGCCGUUUCCAGUUGAGGAGGAAUUUGGCGAGGGUGGUUUUGCUCCAUUUGGCCUCACUGGAGUUCUGUCUGGUGCUGCCACCUGCUUCUAUGCGUUUGUGGGCUUUGACUGCAUUGCCACAACAAGCGAAGAAGCAAAGAACCCCAUGCGAUCCAUACCUAUUGGCAUCGUGGCUUCAUUGCUGAUCUGUUUUUUCGCUUACUUUGGUGUGUCUGCCGCUCUGACCCUGAUGAUGCCAUACUACGAGCUGAACACCCAGAGUCCUCUGCCUGAGGCCUUCAGCCACGUCGGCUGGGCUCCCGCCAGAUACAUCGUGGCUGUGGGCUCUCUCUGUGCUCUGUCCACCAGUCUCCUAGGCUCUAUGUUUCCCAUGCCUCGAGUUAUCUACGCCAUGGCUGAGGAUGGGCUGCUGUUCCGUGUUCUGUCCAGGAUGAACACUCGCACAAAGACCCCUCUCCUGGCUACCAUCGCUUCUGGUAUUGUUGCAGCUCUCAUGGCCUUCCUGUUUGACCUGGCUGCUCUGGUUGACCUCAUGUCUAUUGGAACUCUGCUAGCAUACUCUUUAGUGGCCAUCUGCGUCCUCAUCCUCAGGUACCAGCCAGGCUCCCUGGCUUCGUCCAGCCAGAUGGAGAAGCUGAUGGAGCAGGUGGAGGGGGAGAAGGUGGCUGUAAGUGGAGUAGACAGCGGUGAUGAGUACGGCAUGGAGACGGAGGAGAGGCCACUCCGAGAGACCUUUACCGUCAAACUGCUCUUCUGCCCAAGUGGAAAAACCCCAACGCAGACAUCUGGGAACAUCGUUUACGCUACCACUGCUAUUAUUUCGGUUCUCAUCACCAUACUGUGCGUUAUCCUGGCCAACUACCUGACAGAGCUGCUGUCCGGGCACGCAGGUGUCGUGGUGCCCUGUGUUAUUUUGACUCUACUGUGUGUCGUCUGCCUCAUCAUCAUCUGCAGGCAGCCUGAGAGCAAAGAGGCUCUCACCUUCAAGGUCCCUCUUCUUCCCUGGUUGCCCCUCUUCAGUGUUUUCGUCAACAUCUACCUCAUGAUGCAGCUGGACUGGGGUACAUGGUGCCGCUUCACUGUUUGGAUGAUUAUUGGUUUUGCCAUAUACUUCUUGUAUGGUAUUAAGAACAGCAGUGAAGCUGCCAACAGGUCAUCACCACGCAAAUAUGAGCCCGCCCUGCAGAGCAAGAGCCCGAUUUACAAGGGCGCUCCUGACGACAGUGAUGUGGAAGCAGGCAGCAGCCCCUGAUACAGAGUGACUUAGACCUGGGAAAUGUUGCAGAGCAUCUACACUCAUUUUGGCAGUGUAGGCAGCCUGGAACACAGGCCUGGGUUUAAAGGGAGGAGAGGCAAGAAAACGCCACACACAUCUUACCUCUGAUUUGGAGGCUGAUUAACUUGAUGGCUAGACACUGUGACAAAGCCAUUUUUUGGCCCAUGUGUCGGUUUUAAUCUGUCUGUUUGUACUUAGCCUUAGCCCUCUGGAGAUAUUUACCUGCCUAUAACACAUGCUAUCAAUGGACCGAACUAACAGAUUCAUGAAGUUCUGUUUUGUUUUUUGUUAUCUGAAGCCGUUAACUGGAAAACUGUUACUCUUGAGCUGUAUUUCGUCAAUGCUUCCUCUCUGUUAUUAUAUCGGUGUGGCUGUGAGGAGCCACCCGGCCAUUAGGGAUGAAUAAGUACUACUGUGUACAUCACUAAAAAAUUAUGUCUUAAACCAGCGACUUUACAAAGGUCAAGACAUUUGGAUCAGUGAGCUAAACUUCAAGCUGUUUUAAGAAACAUGAUUAUCAUACGGACCAACACCACAAAGUGGCAGAGAUAAUGAGUUGCUUCUUGUGAAGUACAGUCGACAUGUCUAGUUCAUUUGUCUUUGUUUAUUGCACCAGCCUGUUUGUUUGUGUGUCAACAGGGUAGCACUGAAGCUGUGUGGUUUACAGUGUCAGUCAGGGCCUCAGUGCAGUUAGGUCAGUAGCACAUGGUUGAUGUUGGCGUCGUCUACGUUGCGCAGUUCGGUGUCUAAGGCUGAAGUACAUGCUUUGCAGAUUGGACCAAUUUUAAAUACACUAUUGCCCUUUUGCCCCCAUGCUCCUAGAGAACAGCCAUAAAGUAUGCGUACAGUAUAAUCUUAAAAUAGUAUGAAAUGAGUCUCUUUUAAUUAAUUAUGUUAUGUUUUUAUCUCACAUGUAGACUCUGCUGAAAUGGUAUUUGUGGCCUUUGUUUCAACCAGAACCAGGUUACUAAAAGGAUUUUGUUGAGGCCAAAACAGGCAACAAACUACUUCCUGAGCCAUAAAGCCUUGAAAUCCAUAAACUGAAGUAAAUGCAGCAAAUGAAAUCUCAUCUCUACUAUACUGUCUGGUAUUCACUGUAUUGUAAACCCCAUCCAUCUGUUAUUCCAAAACAGCCCUGCUGGACAUGGAAAUUUAUAUGUAUGAAUUUAAAUCAUCCAUAUAGUUUAUUUGGUAAUUCUGGAUUUCAUCCAUAUACUAUCUGUCUAUUUCAAAUGCUUUUAAUAGCUGUAGCCAGAUAUUUCUGCAGAUCUGAGGAUAGAUUUAUAUUUAGGAGGUACAUUAAUUGCAUUGUUUUCUUCUAAUAGGUCAAGGAACAGGGUGUUUUAAAAAGAAAAUCAGUUAAUACACAAUGACUAGUUUCUUCAACUGUCAAAUCUACUUCAGUCUGGGAGCUGGGGGUUUGUUUCUAAACAAGGGUCUGUCAUUCAUCACCACUAAAAUAUCAACUGUAUUUUUGUUUUACUUCCUUGUGAAAAGGCUAGGGGUUUUUUCACAAAGAUUCUUGUUUAGUUUCAAUUGAAACUUGUUCUUGGCAGCUUUGUCUGUUGAGCUCCCAUCACUUUUAUUUUUACUACUGUAUUUACUUUUUCUGAUAGAACUGUUAAUAUUUAAGUGUUUAUAGUAUUGUUUGUUUGGGAUAGCUUUGUUUUUUGUUUCGCCUUUUUCAUAUCAUCUCAAUAUUCGUAUUAGCUAUUCAUGUAUUUUAAUCGUUAACUGUACAGGUUUUAGAGUUGUUGUUUUUUUUGGUCUUUUUGUCCUGUUGCUUCCACAAUAUUGUCUUUUUUUUCUCCUUUUUUUCUUUUUUUUUUCCUCCUUUGUUGCAAAUGUUUUGGUUCACCAAAUGAUUGAAUUGUAAUAUUUUCUUUCUUUCCUGACCAAAUGAACAACGCUUUGGAAACAAAUAAUGACCACUUAAAGUUGGUCUCUAAAUUGUGUAAUUUUAAAUGUUUUUACCCCCCAAUCCUCUGGACUCAUUAUGUUAACUUAUUGUUAAUAGCAGUUUUUGUUUGUCUAGAAAAGUGCUUUACCGUAGAGUGUACAGUAUUUGUUUAAAACUAUAUCUUUAUUUGUAUAAUGCUGUAAAUUAUACAAUGACUUUAAGUAUAAUUUGGUAAGAGGUGGUCUUUGUAAAUUACACUUGAAGGCAUUUCAUUUGACACUUGAUGCUGCUGAAAUCCGAAUUAUACAAAUCCAAGUCCCUUUUCAGAUAAAAAUGGUCCUGAUGGAGGCAAUAUUGAAGCAUUUCUGCAUUAAAAAGAUGAACCUAAACAUCUUCACUAUUGAGAAGUGCACUAAGGGAAGAUUUGGAUUCAGCCAGCGUUUCUAGAUGAUGUGAAUCUACGAUCUGGUGCCUAUAAAACAAACUAUUCUGCCUGAGAAAGGCACUGGGGCUGGUAAAAUACCUGAGUCUGACUCUCAGGCUGUUUAAGCAAAGUUCAUGAGCUACUCUCAAGACUUUCUCUGCAGAUUUCAGUGUAAAACUGUCGUGUUUUCUUGAAUGCCAGUCAAUGAUGAAGGGUGAAUUUGUCAUAACAUUAUGUGACGUGGCUGUGACUCAUGCCGCACAGAGCUCUUUGUACACAGCCCUUGUGCCUUUCAAAUAUCAAUGUGAUCAUCUCCCCAAUCAAUGCUUUCUCAUUAACAGCAAUGAUCUAUUUUUGUCUUUCUGUUUUAUAUCCUGUACAUAUGGCUGUCAUGUAUAAAAUGAACUGUAUUUUCAGUGUUUGUUUUUUUUUUUCUUUUUUUUUAAUAAAACAUGAUUCAUGCUUA